Molecule: messenger RNA, 1251 nt
Organism: Debaryomyces fabryi
Lineage: Eukaryota; Fungi; Ascomycota; Pichiomycetes; Serinales; Debaryomycetaceae
Exons: 1
Coding region: 1-1251 (416 amino acids)
Source: RefSeq, a predicted model, not a curated record
AUGUCUAGUGAUCAAGACGAUACAAUACCAUUGUUGACUAAUCGUAUUCCAGAGAAUCCUAUAAAUCUCCCGGAACAGGAGCGACAACGAAAUGAUUCUGCCCUGUCCGUGGUGAGCAAGAAUCUGCAAGCAAAUAGAUCCAUCUCCAAGAUAAAUCAAUCGCCAAAAAUUGGACUUCAGAGAACAAGUAGAACGACACAGAAAUUGAAAUUAUUACCUGAGGAUCCACCUAAUCUAGUUGAUGAAAAUGAUGAGGAAGUUUACUCGCAGGUUACGAGGAUAAAGGAUACACCAGCCCGUAAGGAUGCUGAAACAUUGGGGAAACUGCAGCGAGACCUAUUGCCGCGUGUUACAGCCUAUUGUACUUGCGGUUCAUAUAAAAUGAAAGACUUAUUGAGGUGGUUGAAGGACCGAAAACGUAUACACAACACGAACCCUAAAUUGUUUGACGAAUGUUUGUAUACACCAUUUACAUAUAAGGAUUGGCGAAGUGAGCAUGUCAGUCAAGACGACCAACAUCAUUUCAUACGGUUGGCAGACGAAGGGGGUGAAAUUGACAUAGGUAAGAGAAACGAUAUAUUUAUCUUUGAAUACGGAGUCAUCAUCAUGUGGGGAUACACCCCGAAAGAAGAAGCAGCAUUCUUGGAGGAUUUGGCCAAGUUCGAAAGCGAGAAAUUAUCAGCUGAGGAUAUUCAGGUCGAAGAAUUCAACUACUACAUCACAAAGUCAUACCAGCCCCGUAUCUACAACGACUUUAUAACCAUCAGGGACGACUCAAACUACAUGUUAAAGCUCUCAAUCUCGCAUGCGUUGGCACAAUCAGUCAAAAUAUCCUUGUUCGAAGAAUUAGUCGACAACACAAUCGAAGACACGGAAGAUAUUCCCCAGCAGAUCGCCCAAACCGGUAAGGUCGAAAUGACAAAGGACGAAAUAAUGAAAUCUAUCGGUGAGCUCUUCAUUCUUCGUAUUAACAUCAACUUGCAUGGAUCCGUCUUGGAUUCCCCGGAGUUAAUGUGGGCCGAGCCUCACUUAGAACCAAUUUACCAGGCCACUAGAGGCUAUCUUGAAAUUAACCAGAGAGUCGAACUUUUGAACCAACGGCUCGAAGUCAUUUCCGACUUAUUGCAAAUGUUGAAAGAACAGUUGGGCCAUUCGCAUGAAGAAAAUUUAGAAUUUAUUGUCGUAGUCUUAGUUGCUGUUGAAGUUUUAGUCAGUAUUAUCAACAUCAUGAUAGAUAUAUUAACUUACUAA